Nanorana parkeri is the source of this 700-nucleotide messenger RNA. RefSeq names its product transmembrane protein 97 (gene TMEM97). NCBI's taxonomy places the organism in Eukaryota, Metazoa, Chordata, Amphibia, Anura, Dicroglossidae. The transcript has 3 exons. Gene Ontology annotation, cellular component: endoplasmic reticulum. The record is from RefSeq and is a predicted model, not a curated record. The coding region runs from base 73 to 588 and encodes 171 amino acids.
GCACUGUCUGGUGUGAGCACGGAUUGUUCCCUUUGCAGCCUGUCACUGCACAGCACUGCUCUCACGGCUGCCAUGGCGUCUGUCAUACGGUUGCUGGAAUUGGUCUUCUUCUUCUACUUCUUCUCCCACAUCCCCAUCACUCUACUGGUGGAUCUGCAGGCCGUCCUUCCGUCCAGCUGGUACCCGGAGCAGUUGCUGGACUUGAUGGACUGGUACGUUGUCGCCUUUAAGGAUCAUCUGAUGAUGAACCCUCCACCCUGGUUUAUGAGCUUUGUGUAUUGUGAAGCCAUCGUGCAGCUUCCUUUCUUCCCGGUGGCUAGCUAUGCUUUUUUAAAAGGUGGUUGCCGCUGGAUCAGAAUUCCUGCCAUCGUCUAUUCGUCCCAUGUCGCCACCACAGUACUGCCCAUCCUCGCACAGCUUCUCUUUGGCGAUUUCCCGAAAACAAACGAGGUGGAUUCUCCAACACAACAGGAGCGCCUUACUCUAGUGGCCAUAUAUGCUCCCUACCUGGUGAUCCCAUUACUCAUUCUGGUCACCAUGCUGUUCAGUCCCACAUACUGUAAAGAGGAGAAGCGGAAAAGGAAGUAACAUGGCAGGGUCAAAGACUUCUUUCUACAUAAUCAUGGCCUGUGACUACAUCCAGUGUCAGGAACAACAAGCAGUGCUUACUGCAGUACGCAAUAAGAAGAUACUCACUGGA